Dendronephthya gigantea is the source of this 2133-nucleotide messenger RNA. RefSeq lists its product as uncharacterized. The coding region runs from base 503 to 1633 and encodes 376 amino acids. The transcript is spliced from 2 exons. The record is from RefSeq and is a predicted model, not a curated record. NCBI's taxonomy places the organism in Eukaryota, Metazoa, Cnidaria, Anthozoa, Malacalcyonacea, Nephtheidae.
AAACCACUAAAAGCUAGUAUGUGGGUAGAUAGUAUUCCCUCUCACCACUCCUUCGGAAACAUUUUUAAGCUUUUACGCCUGACCAGAUACCUGACGACAGUAGGACAGUCCAGGUCUUUUAAACCAAGUGGCCCGGAAGAUCAACUUUCAACGACUUUCAAUUAACCUCGCAUAUAUAUAUGGAGAAUCUGAUUAGCAUACGAUUUAGCCAAAUCAUAUAUCAUGAAACUAUUUAUAUAACAAUGCAUAUCAUGUUGCUGUCGAGGAACACUUUUAUACACAAUGUUGGGACUGUUAUUUUGCCUUGAAAAUAUGUCCCGUAUCUGGGCAACUUAUAAGCACGGUAGAAUAACUGGGGAAUCUUAUUGCUAAAUUGAUUGAACUUUCGAGAACGACAAUACUAAGAAAUCACGCGAGAAUUUCAUUAGAAGCUGUCAAACUAUUCAAACUUAAUAAUAAAUGAAUAGUACAAGAAUUUUACCAGCAAACCGAAGUCGCCAGAAUGAAUGGAGACGAAGGAGAUGGAAACGAACCGCUCGUGGAAAACCAAGAUAACAAUAAUGAGGACGAAUCUCGACUUCUGUAUAGAAGUGAGCUUACAUUCUUCCGACUAACGCUGAGAUUACUUUCACUCUGGCAUCCAAGAGAUGCUUGGUUCGUGGAAAAAAGCCUCUACCCGCUUGUAGUCAACGUUCUUCUACUGUUGCUGAUAGCAGCUGACGUGUUUAUGCUUAAAAAUGGAAACUGGACUUCAUUAGAAAUUUACGUUUACAUAGUGAUCGACAUUGGAAUGUACUUGAGCCACUCGUUUGGUUUUUUCUACUUCAAGUCUCGUGACCUUGAACACAACAUGCUGAAAAUUGUCUAUGACCGCCAGGAUCAGGAAAGCGACGAGACAGAAGAAUUCAAGAGAAAAUUAAAGAGAUUAAAACUACUUGUUAUUUUCACCUUCAGCACGUUAUCCGUACUUAUUUUGCUAUUCUUCAAUGUGAAUGCGUGGUUGCAUGGCCGCUUUCACUGUAACUCCGUGUUUACAUUCAUCAAGGGAGCACCUAAUCAUAUUGUCUGCAUUCUGAAUUACCCAGCUAAUAUAUACGGCAUUGGAAACUCGUUGGCAAUAUCAUGGACCAUUUGUCUUUUGCAGCAAGCAUGUUUUGUACGUUUGAAUCAACUUGCCAGAAAGUACCAAACAUGGAGGGGAAAUACGGAGUCGGCCAUUUAUGAUCACAUAGUGAACUAUUCCCGCAAGGAUAUCACGGAGAAUAAUCCCAUUCACUCUGGUUUGUUCUUGGGCUACUUGAUCUACACCAUAGUUGUUUGGAUAUCACCGCUGUACUUUGCCGAGCUUCUGCAACGCCACGAUGAAAACUUCUGUACCACUGUAAACGAAUUCUGUCCUGGUAUAUUCAGAGAGCUUGAGCCUGAACUCUAUGCAGAAUUUAUAAAUCCUCGCAACGAGGGAGAGCCAGUGGUGUACGUGUUUCAUUCGAGAGGUGAAGUGAAUAAAUUCUUGUCUUACUUGAUGCACAGGAAAUCUGGGUUUCUUAUUGGCAGCUAUAGCUUUCAAUUCAAGCUCUCGAUGGUUUCUAUAACUCUGGCUAUGAUUGCAUUUGCAACUCGAAUUAUCGCUUGACGUUGCAAUGCGAAUACUGUGGAAUAUUAUUCAUACUCCGAAAUGGAAAUCUUGCAAAAUCCAAUAAUAUUACAAAUGAAGCGCGAAAUCAUGCAGCUUUGGCAGUUUCCAGAAACCAUAUAUCCAGAAAAUCCGCACAAAAUAGGAUUUACACUUAAAAAUUCUCAGUCUCACAGAGACUUUGCUAUAGUAUAAACGAAGAUUUGCCAUGCCAUUAUAUCCCUUCGAAGUGACAUGAGAAUUUUUGGACAAAUGUGGUAUUAUAACUUACUUGGCUUUUCUUAGUGAUUUUGUCCAAAUGCUACCUUUUCGUGGACUGUGAUCGAGUUGUUUUUACGGUUGGUUUGCUGCUGCCUGAGAUGCUUUGAAAAGAGAGAAAUGUGUUAUAUCGUGUAGCCACCACCUUCAUCAACACAAUGACCAUUCAAAACUACAGACCUUAAUUGCAAAAUCAACUAUGUAUUAAUUUUUGUAAUAAACACCAUGUAGUAAUCAUGCAA